This is a messenger RNA of Tachysurus vachellii, 1212 nucleotides long. RefSeq names its product iron-sulfur cluster assembly enzyme a (gene iscua). Lineage: Eukaryota; Metazoa; Chordata; Actinopteri; Siluriformes; Bagridae. The record is from RefSeq and is a predicted model, not a curated record. Gene Ontology annotation, molecular function: ferrous iron binding; 2 iron, 2 sulfur cluster binding. Bases 42 to 536 code for a protein of 164 amino acids. Gene Ontology annotation, cellular component: mitochondrial matrix; cytoplasm. Gene Ontology annotation, biological process: iron-sulfur cluster assembly; intracellular iron ion homeostasis. The transcript has 5 exons.
UGUUUAUUGGUGAACACAUAGGUGGUGACGUCACUACGAACAUGGCGCUGGGGUCGGUCAGGAGUUGUUUCGCGUCCUUUACGUUUCUCGGCAGAAGCUUGACGCCGCCGGAGAUUAAAACUGUUUGCUGCUACCACAAAAAAGUGGUGGAUCAUUAUGAAAACCCAAGAAAUGUUGGCUCCCUGGAUAAGAAGGCGAAGAAUGUGGGGACUGGUUUAGUAGGAGCUCCUGCCUGUGGGGAUGUCAUGAAACUUCAGAUUCAGGUUGAUGAGGAGGGAAAGAUAGUGGAUGCCAGGUUCAAAACGUUUGGUUGUGGAUCAGCAAUCGCUUCAAGUUCCCUGGCCACAGAAUGGGUUAAAGGCAAAUCGGUUGCUGAAGCUAUGGAAAUUAAGAACACCGAUAUCGCCAAGGAAUUGUGUCUUCCACCGGUAAAGCUUCAUUGCUCUAUGCUUGCAGAGGACGCCAUCAAGGCAGCGCUGACGGACUACAAACUAAAACAGAAGGAUGAGGAGAAAGUGGCGAAGGCUAAAAAUUAAACCGCAUUCUUAAUCUCGAGAGCAAGCAAAUGCUUUAACAUCUUUGCAUAAUUUAAGCCCAUGCUGUGCUCCCCAAAACCAAACAUAUCCUUAAAGUAACAACAUCCUUCUGUACUACUGCUGUGUGUGUAUUGCCUCUGCUGAGGAGUUUCAGAUGUUUGCAUUGUCAUGAUUGCUGUGAAGUGUUGAGAAGAAGCUUUCAUUAUUUUUUGGAUUUGAUGUGUGAAAAUGUGGUUGGUUUCUCUUAAUGUCUUUCUGAAUCACGCACAAAGAUGGAGGCAUUCGUCUGUGUUUUUUUUUAUUUUAUUAUUAUUAUUAUUAUUAUUAUUAUUAUUAUUAUUAUUAUUAUUAUUAUUAUUAUUCAAAUACUAAUCCAUGGAGCAAAACAGCAGGGAUUCACCAAAACCAAAAAAAUAUGAGCUGUUUAGUCAGUAACUACACUUGUAACUUAGAAAAGCAUUUCCUUAAUUGUCCUCAGGCACUUAAUGAUCACCACAACAGAAUACAUCUGUUAAUUAUAACACAUUGAAUGAGGCCAGAGGCAGUCUGUUAAAAAUGUAUAUUUCUUUAUGUUAAAUAUCCUGUAAAAAUGGCAGUUAUUAAUAUACGCACAACUAAACAAAAUAAUUAAAUGCUGUAUUCUACUGUUGAAGCUUAAAUAAAUUAUGAAAACAAA